GGGGGAGGCGGGCGUCUCGCGCACGCCACAUUCCGCGGACAGGAAGCUCAUCUCGAGCAGCUGAUAAUCGGCCUUGCGAUGUUCCGGCUUCUCCUGUGGGCCGGCUCCAUGUCCUAGCUGCGUUAGCUAGCUGGCUAACAAUGAAGGCCUAACCCAAAACCUGUGGGAUUUAAACCUCUCUCAACUGGUCCACGCAGCGAGGACAAAGAUACUCAGGCAUGGCCUCCCAGCUGCAAGUCUUCUCUCCUCCGUCCGUGUCUUCCAGUGCCUUUUGUCGGGUGAAAAAGAUGAAGGUAGAGAGCUGUGCAUGGGAUGCCUCCAGCGAGGGCUAUGGCACAGGGGGCCAAGGCUAUGGCUUCAACCCCGCCCCAGCCCUCCCGUUCAGCACCUCUGGUCUGGUUUUCCCCCCGGCCUCCCGGUGCCAGGUGGUGGUCCGUGCCGCCGACAGCACCGGGAACGUCCCACAGGGCUCAGCCCGGCGGGCGACCCACGCCAUCCAGCACUCGGACUCCCACGCCUCCCGUGGCCAGCGGUACGGCGUGAAGAGGAAGCACGAGGAGGCGGAGAGGUCCGUGGAGGGCGGUAGCGGAAGCGGCAGUGUACAGAUCCUGGAGGAGCUGUCGGCUCCAGCCUUCUCCACCCGCGCGGCUGGUGGCACCACGGCCCAGUCCAUCCCUCACUCUGCCCCCACCACCAAGAGCAGCAGCUCCAACUGUGAAGGCGACUACCAGCUGGUCCAGCACGAAAUCCUCUGCUCUGUGUCUAGCAGCUAUGAGGUGCUGGAGUUCCUUGGUCGCGGUACAUUUGGGCAAGUGGCCAAGUGCUGGAAGAGAGGCACAAAUGAAAUCGUGGCCAUCAAAAUCCUGAAGAACCAUCCUUCAUAUGCACGUCAAGGCCAAAUAGAGGUGAGCAUCCUGAACCGUCUCAGUGCUGAGAACGCCGACGAGUUCAACUUCGUGCGCUCGUACGAGUGCUUCCAGCACAAGGGCCACACAUGUCUGGUGUUUGAGAUGCUGGAGCAGAACCUGUACGACUUCCUGAAGCACAGCAAGUUCAGCCCACUGCCUCUGCGUCACAUCCGUCCCGUACUGCAGCAGGUCGCCACAGCCCUCAUGAAGCUCAAGAGCCUGGGUCUGAUCCAUGCUGACCUCAAGCCAGAGAACAUCAUGCUGGUGGAUCCUGUAAGGCAGCCCUACCGCGUCAAGGUCAUCGACUUUGGCUCAGCGAGCCACGUCUCCAAGGCAGUGUGUUCCACCUACCUGCAGUCCAGAUACUACAGAGCUCCUGAGAUCAUACUUGGUCUGCCGUUCUGUGAAGCCAUCGACAUGUGGUCACUGGGCUGUGUGAUCGCGGAGCUCUUCCUCGGAUGGCCGCUGUACCCUGGAGCCUCUGAGUAUGACCAGAUCCGAUACAUAUCUCAGACCCAGGGCCUUCCGGCGGAGUAUCUGCUCAGCGCAGGCACGAAAACCACCCGCUUUUUCCACAGAGGGCCUGACUCCAGCUACCCACUUUGGAGACUUAAGACCCCAGCGGAGCACGAGGCAGAGAUGGGUAUCAAGUCUAAAGAGGCACGAAAGUACAUCUUCAAUUGCCUGGAUGACAUGAUGCAGGUCAACCUGUCCUCUCACUUGGAGGGUACGGACAUGCUGGCAGAGAAGGCAGACCGACGAGAGUUCAUCGACCUGCUGAAGAGGAUGCUCCGUCUCGAUGCUGAUAAGAGAAUCACGCCCACCAAGACCCUGGGCCAUCCCUUUGUCACCAUGAGUCACCUACUGGAUUUCCCUCACAGUGCCCAUGUGAAGUCUUGCUUCCAGAACAUGGAACUGUGUAAGCGGAGGAGCAGUACCUAUGACAACAGCAAGGCCCUCUUUGCUGCUAAUGCUGUUCCCAGCACUGCAGGCAACCUGACCGUGACCUUCAGCAGCCAGCUCAACCAGAACAACCAGGUUCCCUCAGCUGGAGGAGCAGUUCCUCUCCUCAACUACCAGCCAGCCCUUUAUCAGCAGGCCACGAUCAACAUCCCUGGGCUGGCCCAGUCCAGCCUCCCCCUGCAGAGCCGCCCGCCUCAGCUAUGUGGUCAGUCGGAGCCCUUCCAGCAGACCCUCAUCGUCUGCCCACCCACCACCAUACAGGGGCUGCCAUCUUCCAGUAAGUCCUCCAGCUAUCCUGUGAGAAUGGAGAAUGGUGUCCCUGUUGUCCAGCAGAGCCAGAACUCGCAGGCUCUCCAGCUUCAGCCAGGCAUGCUCGCCCAGGGCUCCUGUACGCCGCUGAUGGUGGCCACCUUGCAUCCCCAGCCGUCUCAGUACCCACUGCCCCUGGCGCUGGGCUGCGGGGCAGGAAGGCCGUCCCUUCUGGAGCAGACAGCCACCGUGCUGCAGGCCUGGCAGACGGGCACGCAGCAGGUUCUCCUCCCCUCCGCCUGGCAGCAGGUGCCAGGCAUGGCUCUGCAUGGUGCAGGCACUGCGCCCGCCCUCAACGACUCACCCCUGGAGACUGUCCUUUCAGAUGGCUCUGCGCAUCAGACGCCCGCCUGGAGGGCAUCCCACAGUACCGUUCUACAGCAGAACCCUCAUGUUCUGGACUCCACACACUCUCUUGGCCAGGGAGUGUCUGGUGCCAUUCGAUCGUCCCAGAGCAAGAAGACCAAGCCUCGCGCUGGUGGUCCUUCCUACACCGCUGCCUUUUCCCAGCCAAUAGUCAUUUCCGACACACCUAGCCCAGCCAUCAGUGUCAUCACCAUCCAUAGUGAUUCUGAUGACGAGGACGAGAGGAAGUUCCAUCCUGCCAGCUGUGGACCCAGUCAGAGAGCCAACGUUAUCAGCUGUGUGACGGUGCAUGACUCGGACUCCUCCAACGCUAGCCCCCUGACCCCCCUGCCCCGGAAUGGGCCCUUGGUAGCUCAGCAUUCCCGGCUAGCAAAAACUCUAGCGAUAGUUGCCCCUUCAGUGAAAACACAGUCAGGGGUACCAGCCAGGGGCUCAUUGUCAGCCAGACUGCCUGCAGGAGUACCACAGAGUUCCUACGUCAAGCCUAAGAGGACAGCCACGCGGCAGCCGUGCAGCUCAGGGGAAAGCAUCGCUCACCAAGAGCCCAGCAGCUCCCAACCACUUAACCUCAGCCAGACCGGGGUCUCAUCAUCUCAAGACCACACUAGUGGCUCUUCGCUGCGCCGACAGCAGACCUACCCGCCUUCCUCUUCCCAGUACCGCCUCCAGGAGGCCCUGCCAUUCACCAGCGCCCCCAGCCUGUACACGUACCCCGCCUCUGCUGCACUGGCCUCCGCCUCCCACACCGUGGAACAGCUCCUUGUCCAGGGCUCCUCCCCUUCCAUACAUGUCCCGCCCACCAGUCACUAUGCAGCCAGUCUUAUCCCAAAAGACUCGGUGGGUGGCGUGGUACACGCACUGCCCCCCCACUACCAACAGCACUUCCCUACUCAUCCCUAUGUUGGCACAAACACCAGCACCACUAGAGGAGGCGGAGCCUAUGGAGGCUAUCAGCUCAGUCCUAGGAGAGUUGCUCAGUAUCCAUACAUAUGAGGAUACACAUUAGAGAAGCACCUGAGGCUGUUACCGUAUAGGACCACGUCCUCAGACUUCACUCUCCAUAGACUUGCCAUUGAAACUGCUGCGACAUUUAACUAUUUAAUUGAACUAUUUUAGAUUUUUUUUUUUUUUCCUUUCUUUUUUUAUGGUUGAUAUUUAGAAAUAUUAUAUUUUACCAUUCUCUAUUUGUAUCCUUCAUUGGAAAGUCCUGCUAUUUGUUAGGGUUAAGUUUAUUUUCUUAGCACAAGAAAUGUGGUGACAUGGUGUUUAGAAAUGACAUUCUUUAGCAAUAGAGAAACACUAUUGAAAUGCUGACAGACAAGGACAUCAGAAUCCAGGCCCAGCACACCCUUGUACUUCUCUCUGUAAUACUAAACCUCCACACUAACUCUCCAAUCCACUUUUGACCCAUUUUAGUCUCGUUUUAAUGUUUUGUGAUUUUUUUGUUUUGUUUUUAGUUGUCUCUUUUAAAAAAAAAAAAUCAUUUUAAAUUAUGUUCCACCAUGUUGGCUUUUACUUUACUGAAAGAUGUGCAUUGAAGUGACUGAAAAGUUUGGAGGGACAAAAGGGGAAAAAAGAAAAGGAGUAUGUCCAUAGCCCCUGUGGCUUCAUUAUUUAAGUCGCGUGUUAGAUAAAUCAAAGAAAAGGUAGACUCGUAGGACGCAUGUUGUGCUGAACGUAAACUGAUAGAAAUCAGAUGAUGAUGAUUUGGUUUUGUCUAGUUGUUUUUAUCUUGUCGAAGUCCAUGAAUUGCUCUUUGAAAAAAAACUGUGAUCAUGUCAAAGCCAAUGGAUAUGUACUUACUAGAACUUCCCUCUGCCUUUUUUUUUUUUUUUUUUCUCCUUAAGACAUCAGGAAAAACGGCAGUUAUAUUCUGUCGAUCUAUUUCCUGAACUGACGAGCUGUUAGGGUUGGGGUUUUGUUUUUUUGUUUUUUUGUUUUGGUGCUGUUACGAGUAGAAUUAACUUUGCAGGAUGAGCUACCUGACACCAAAAAAACACCUGUCAAACAUCAGGGCUCGGUGUUGGUGAACUUUUGAGCACUUUUUGAUGUCACAUACCCCCCCGCCCUAGAAGGAUAAGCUUAUAAUGAAGCAGCUGAUGUUAUGCGGUGACCCAGCACUGGUUUGGCACAACCCUUUGCAAAUUCGUUUUCUUUGCUCAAAAGUACACUGGCUAAACUAUAUGGUCUUACUUGUUCUACUCUGAAUAAGAUAAUGUGCCUUGACAGUCUUUCUCUGGCUGUUUGGCAGUGCUUUUUGAAGUCAAGAUUACGUUCUCUCAUCGACCAUGGAAAGUACUGUAUGCAUUUUGUAAUGUAGAAUUAUGAAAGUACAUCAAAAGACCAUCAAAUAAACAACAAUUCCAUUUAA
Molecule: messenger RNA, 4917 nt
Organism: Electrophorus electricus (electric eel)
Lineage: Eukaryota; Metazoa; Chordata; Actinopteri; Gymnotiformes; Gymnotidae
Gene: hipk1b
Product: homeodomain interacting protein kinase 1b
Biological process (GO): smoothened signaling pathway; intrinsic apoptotic signaling pathway in response to DNA damage by p53 class mediator; peptidyl-threonine phosphorylation
Cellular component (GO): Golgi membrane; cytoplasm; PML body
Molecular function (GO): galactosylxylosylprotein 3-beta-galactosyltransferase activity; ATP binding; protein tyrosine kinase activity
Source: RefSeq, a predicted model, not a curated record